CCCACCCGACGCCCUCUGAAGCUAAAAGGCCUCGGGUUUGGGCUCCAGCUGAAGGGGUGAAAGGCGCGGCGGUGCGAAAAUCAAAAAUUAAUCGAGGGGGUGUGACCACUUUUUUUUUCAAUUAUCUUUAUUGUUCCAGCCCAUGUGGACAAGAGGGAGGCAGGGACCCUGCCAUUGACUGCCCCCCACCCCAUCCCAUCCCUCCCUCUGGCUAUGGACCCCCUCAAGGCGCAGCAGUUGGCAGCCGAGCUGGAGGUCGAGAUGAUGGCCGACAUGUACAACAGGAUGACCCACGCCUGUCACCGCAAAUGCGUGCCGCCCCAUUAUAAGGAAGCCGAGCUCUCCAAGGGCGAGUCAGUCUGCCUUGACCGCUGUGUGGCCAAGUACCUGGACAUCCACGAGCGCAUGGGCAAGAAGCUAACGGAGCUGUCCAUGCAGGACGAGGAGCUGAUGAAGAGGAUGCAGCAGGGUGCUGUGGCACAGUGAGGGCACUACGGGCACACGGGAACCAGCGUCAAUAAACUCCCCCCUCCACA
Hemiscyllium ocellatum (epaulette shark) is the source of this 536-nucleotide messenger RNA. It is a transcript of the gene timm10, whose product is annotated as translocase of inner mitochondrial membrane 10 homolog (yeast). Bases 214 to 486 code for a protein of 90 amino acids. The transcript is spliced from 3 exons. Gene Ontology annotation, cellular component: mitochondrial inner membrane. The record is from RefSeq and is a predicted model, not a curated record. Gene Ontology annotation, biological process: protein insertion into mitochondrial inner membrane. Lineage: Eukaryota; Metazoa; Chordata; Chondrichthyes; Orectolobiformes; Hemiscylliidae.